AAGGUUGUUUCAACAUGAAUGAAUGCCUAUGGUUCCGACUGAGCUUGUUGCUACGGGAAACUUAUCAAUGACGGACAAGCUAAGGCAAAAUGACAGCUGAGAAAGAAAACACGAGUUUGAAUGUCAAUGCAUCAAUUGGUAACGACAAUGACGACAAGGACAAACUGCAACUACUCAAAGGUGCAGCUUACCUGACUACUGUGGCCUCUGCUGGAAUGAUAGCAGGAUUCGGCUCAACAUUAGCCUUGGCAAAGAAGAAGAGUCCAAGCUGGUUUAACAAAGGGGUGACCGCCACGGCAGCUCUGCCUGAGUCAGGGGCCUCACUGGCCCUGAGGGCCCUGGGCUGGGGCUCCCUCUACGCUUGGUGUGGUGUGGGCCUGCUUAGUUUGGCCGUCUGGAAGGUAAUGGGAGUCCACAGUUUAACAGAGUUCAGGCAAACAAUGCAGUCGAUCUUCCCAGCGAUUCCUAAGAAUGAGACGGAACAAGCAGAACCUGUGGACUGGGAUUCCAUCUUCCAGUCCAAAUGAAGGGGAUUAUCUGCCUCACCAUUGGUUAAAGCAGACUUCUGUAAAAAGACACUGUGACUGGAGAGACUAUAAUGAAGGAUGUGAGGGAGAGGAGAGAGCACUUCUGGGGAGCUCUUUGUUCCCCUUGUCGUCACUCAGGGAGACCUGUGAUGGACAGCUGCUUAAGGUCAUCUGCACCUCUUAAACACUCCUCUCCCGUGAUGUUCAUGUCGGGCAUCAGUUCCUAAGGGGGCAGGUUUUCAUCAACUCAGAGCUUUGACCGGAAGGCCCCUGAAGUCAAGUCUCAAGCAUCACUAAUAGUUUUGGGCUUCCUGAGCUCACCGUCAUAGCACAAUGCCGCCUUGAUUUGUCCUUUGUGACAGGUGCUGGUUGAACUGGAGUCACUGAGGCUAGAUUCUCACAGAUAAACCUGUAAAUGGAUGUAUUGUGCUUGUAAGGCCAGAAAUAAUAUGACAUUCUUCUGAGUUACUGCUGAAUCAUCUAUUGUCACAGCCAUCUAUUUAUUCUCUGUGUUUGCUGUUCCUAUGUUCAUCAGAGCAGGCUGAACCUUCUUGAACUGUACUGGUUAGUUGUAUAACGAGGUGGAUAAAAAUACUGGUGUCUGCGUCAGUGCAAAUGCG
This is a messenger RNA of Hypomesus transpacificus, 1147 nucleotides long. RefSeq names its product transmembrane protein 242 (gene tmem242). The record is from RefSeq and is a predicted model, not a curated record. The coding region runs from base 90 to 527 and encodes 145 amino acids. The transcript is spliced from 4 exons. Lineage: Eukaryota; Metazoa; Chordata; Actinopteri; Osmeriformes; Osmeridae.